CGAGUAAAUAUCAAGAACUUUACCUACGUCAGGGUCUUGGAAUCACACUCACUGAACGAGCACUUUCUUUUGCGACUAUCGUCGAAUUCCUGACUGGCCGAUCUCAUAGCCGAAACUAUUUCACACGAACUUUCUGUAAACCUCAAGUCCACCAUGGGGACAUUAGAAGCUGUACAAACGCGGCACCGCAAGGAACAGCGGGACCUCCAAUCUCGAAUCACGAACAAGAAGAAGAACGCCAGCAAGAAAACACGGAAGGGCGUCAACGACGAGUGCGCCGAGCUCGAGCGCCAGUUGAAAGACCGUCAGGCACAGGAGCUUGCAAGCCUCAAUGGAGAACCCAAUGGCGCGCAAGAUGGAGCAGACGACGAGCCCGAGCCCCAAGACGAGACGAACGGAGCCGACCUCGAAAUGGCCCUCAACGCAGUGGCAGUCCAAUUCAACAGCACGACCCUCGACGGCGACGUCGCAUCAUCGCAUUUACAACCACCGCCCAACCAACAAAAGCAGCAGAAUAACAACGACGGCAAGAAGCGCAACCGCCAAAAAGAACGUCUGGCCCGACGCGCGGCAGAACAAGAGGCAGCCGCCCAGAAAGCGCAAGAGGAGGCAGCCAACAUGACGGACCACCGAGGCAUAGAGAAGACAUCUCUUCUAUCGCAAUUCAAAGCCAACGGCCUGACGGAGAAGGAGAUACAGCCCGACGGGCACUGUCUGUUCUCCGCGGUGGCGGAUCAACUUGUGCAGCUUUCCAUCCCGAUCAGUUCUUCCCAUGGAGAAGACGAGACGAAGCUACCACCGUACAAAGCAGUGCGGAGGAAGGCGACGGAGUACAUGAAAGCGCACCCGGAUGAUUUCGCGCCGUUUCUCGAGGAGGAUUUUGAGGGUUAUGUGGCGAAGAUGAGGGAUACGGCUGAGUGGGGAGGGCAGUUGGAGUUGGCGGCGUUAAGCAAGGCGUAUGGGGUCGACAUUAAGGUCGUGCAGGAUGGGAGGACGGAGACAAUUGAGUCGGGCGGGCAGGGAGAGAAGGAGGGGAGGAGGAUAUGGUUGGCGUAUUACCGGCAUGGGUAUGGGUUGGGGGAGCAUUACAAUUCGCUGAGGAAGGCAUGAGGAGGUUGGGUGUGAAGUUUAGGCGGUGAUGGGAGCAGGCUGCAAGGACAGAUAUGGCAGGUCUGCGGGACCUUGGACGGAAUCGACCAUAGGAGAACACCGUUUGCGAAACUGCCUGCUCCUCAUGACAGUUGGCAAUGUCUGCACCGUCUGUCAACGCUAGAUGGUGAUGAAGACUGCUGGGUCUGGCGUGAAAUCGGAGAGGAUAUGCCCGGACGAGCUAAGAGAGCCUUCCCCUCCCCCCCCCC
Molecule: messenger RNA, 1358 nt
Organism: Pseudomassariella vexata
Lineage: Eukaryota; Fungi; Ascomycota; Sordariomycetes; Amphisphaeriales; Pseudomassariaceae
Exons: 1
Coding region: 154-1110 (318 amino acids)
Biological process (GO): protein deubiquitination
Molecular function (GO): cysteine-type deubiquitinase activity
Source: RefSeq, a predicted model, not a curated record